UUUUUUGUUAUAAUCUAAUUCCUGAAACACUGGCAUAUCUAUUUGGGGGUAGCAGGAGAAACUGACCUACCGACCUUUAAAUUUGUUUUUUUCUUUUCUUUAAAGCUUUAAAUUCUUAUUAUAAAUUUGUCUUAUGUCAUUAUUAAUUUUUCUUUUCCUUUUUAUGUUUGCAUCAUACCCAUUAAUUUUCUCUUGUUUUGCUCCAGUGACAAAAAAUUUGAUACAUCAUUGCUUCUGACUUGAGCCCUGAGAGGUAUAUAUAAAUCCAGUGUUACCUAAUAUCUGCAGGAUUAUUUGCAAGAUUAUGAUCAAGAUUAGGAAUUUCCAAGCAAAUAAUUACAUAAAUCAAAGUGUAGAGUGUGUGGUGGAAAUGAAAGUUUGAAAGAUAUGUAUGGAGGUUGUGGAUGUGUAGAGAUUACAGUGUCAUGUCAUUUUCCUCCCCGUGAUAUAAUUGCACAUGCGCCGACCCUUUUAGCAAUUAGUAAAUUACAAGUCCGUGUGAAACUCAUUAUUCAUAACUUAGUGCUCAAUUUCAAGGAACUCCUCUCUCUCUAUAUAUAUGCCAUUAACUUCUUCAAUUUCUUAGCAAACCAGUACUUCUACUAAUUCUUUAGCUGUACCAAGAUAGAAAGAAAACAUAUGGUGGCGGUUGAUUUCACGGGUGCCGCCAAUGGCAGUGGUUGGUGGAGAGACAUGAAGGGUUUUUCCUUCAGAGUGAUUCUUGGCAGAUGGUUUAUGGUCUUUGCCUCGCUCUUGAUUAUGUCAGUAGCUGGUGCAACUUAUAUGUUCGGAUUAUACUCUAAUGAUAUAAAAACGUCAUUAGGGUAUGACCAAAGCACCCUGAAUUUGCUUAGUUUCUUUAAAGAUUUGGGUGGCAACGUUGGGAUCUUGUCAGGUUUGAUCAAUGAAGUAACCCCACCUUGGGUUGUUCUUUCAAUUGGAGCAGUCAUGAAUUUCUUUGGUUAUUUCAUGAUUUGGCUUGCCGUUACUGGCCAUAUUGCUAAGCCAACAGUUUGGCAAAUGUGCCUUUACAUUUGUAUUGGUGCAAACUCACAGUCGUUUGCUAAUACUGGAGCUCUUGUGACUUGUGUCAAGAAUUUCCCUGAAAGCAGAGGCAGUAUCUUGGGGUUGUUAAAGGGAUUUGUUGGGUUAAGUGGAGCAAUCUUAACUCAACUCUACCAUGCAAUUUAUGGGGAUAAUUCCAAGGCUCUUAUCUUGCUAAUUGCUUGGCUUCCUGCUGCUGUUUCUUUCAUCUUUCUUCGUACAAUCCGAAUUAUCAGGAUCGUUCGCCAAGCUAAUGAGCUUAAAGUAUUCUACAAGCUCCUCUAUAUUUCACUUGGUCUUGCUGGUCUUCUCAUGGUUCUGAUUAUCAUACAAAACAAAUUCAGUUUUACAAGAAUUGAGUACAUUAGUAGCUCUGCUCUUGUUGUUGGGUUGCUUUUUCUUCCUAUAGUCAUUGUCAUAAAAGAAGAGUAUGAUCUAUGGAACAGCAAGAAAGAAGCUUUGAAUGAUCCAUUUCCUGUCAAGAUAGUGACUGAAACUCCUCCACAAGUAGAACUGACUGCAUCAACAACGCCAUUAGAGCAAUCAACACCACAUACUGAAAUUCCACAGCCUACAGAGACGCAACCUUCUUGUGCAGACAACAUUUUCAAGCCACCAGAUAGAGGUGAAGACUACACGAUUUUGCAAGCACUUUUCAGUGUAGAUAUGCUGAUACUGUUCAUCGCAACAACUUGUGGAGUUGGUGGCACAUUGACAGCAAUUGAUAACUUGGGUCAGAUAGGCAAUGCACUUGGCUAUCCAACCCGUAGCACAACUACCUUUGUGUCACUUGUUAGCAUAUGGAAUUACCUUGGUCGAGUAGUAGCAGGUUUCGCCUCUGAAAUCUUGCUAACCAAGUACAAGAUUCCUCGCCCUCUCUUGUUUACUUUUGUGCUACUUUUCUCUUGUGUUGGGCAUCUUCUAAUUGCAUUUGGUGUUCCAAAUUCUUUAUAUAUCGCGUCGGUGAUCAUCGGUUUCUGCUUUGGAGCACAAUGGCCGUUGCUGUUCGCAAUUAUAUCUGAGAUUUUUGGCCUAAAGUACUAUUCAACACUGUAUAAUUUUGGUUCUGUUGCAAGCCCAAUUGGUUCGUAUAUUCUUAAUGUAAGAGUGGCAGGACACUUAUAUGAUAAGGAGGCAUUGAAGCAAAUGAAAGAUUUGGGGCUAACAAGGGAAGCAGGGCAAGACCUGACAUGCAAUGGUGUGCAGUGUUACAAACUGGCUUUCCUUAUAAUCACUGCUGCAACAGUUUUUGGGUGCCUUAUUUCUGUUCUAUUGGUGCUAAGGACUAGAAAAUUCUACCAAGGUGACAUUUACAAGAAAUUCAGAGGUGGAGCAAAGGCAAUGGAGAAUCAUCACGUCUCAUUAAAUGGAAACGGGAAUGUAACUUUGAAAGAAAUAACAUCUGAAGUCAUGACACCAGUACCAGAAGCUGGCAAAAGCAGUCGAAAUUCUGACGCAGUCACUACAUAAACCGAUACUUCAUUGAAUACUUGGUUUACUGUUUUGUAACACCUUCAGUGCAAAAGGAAAAAAGAAAAAUACAGUGGAAUCAGCUACUUGGUAGCUUGAAUUAGACACGAAAUUAGCUUACAUAGUUACCAUUUUUAUGUCCGUAACAUUCAGAUUCUUCUACAGUGGAACUUUCAGGAGUGAUAAAUACUACACUGAUGUCAUGCGAGUAAA
Molecule: messenger RNA, 2727 nt
Organism: Ricinus communis (castor bean)
Lineage: Eukaryota; Viridiplantae; Streptophyta; Magnoliopsida; Malpighiales; Euphorbiaceae
Product: protein NUCLEAR FUSION DEFECTIVE 4
Exons: 1
Coding region: 640-2514 (624 amino acids)
Biological process (GO): transmembrane transport
Cellular component (GO): membrane
Molecular function (GO): transmembrane transporter activity
Source: RefSeq, a predicted model, not a curated record